UCUAGCCGACAGCCGCCUCACCCGGUCCGGCCGUGCGCGCCUAGUCACGCCAGGCCCUCGGUGCCUCGUCUCCAGCCAGCAGCAAAGGGUGGUGGCGCUCUUCUUCCUGGUGCAGAGCUCCAGUUACACACUCAGAAAGUGGAGAGUUGCCUCUAAAGCAAGCCGUUCCUGAGCAAGGGGAGCCACAGAGAAAGAAAACAGCCCCGGCCUUCCUCGUAGCCCAGGCUGCAGACCUGGGCCCUCAGUGGCUGCCAGGGAUCAGAGAAAAAUGGAAAAGCCUGUGGGCAGAAAAAAGAAGACACAGGCCCUGAAGAAGGAAGUGGACGCGCAGAAGGACACUCACAGAGAAGAGAAAGUGUCUGGGGGAGGAAAGCCAAACAGGAGAUGCACUGCAGCCAGAAAGCACAGUGAAGAGCCGCGCCUAAGCCCUGAAGAUGAAGAACACAUCUUUGAUGCCUUUGAUGCUUCAUUUAAAGAUGACUUUGAGGGCAUCCCCGUGUUUGUUCCUUUUCAGAGGAGGAAGCCUUAUGAGUGCAGUGAAUGCGGGCGGGUCUUUAAACACAAGACAGAUCACAUUCGCCAUCAGAGAGUCCACACCGGAGAGAAGCCCUUCAAGUGCAAUCAGUGUGGGAAGACCUUCCGGCACAGCUCCGACGUCACUAAACAUCAGAGAAUUCACACUGGAGAGAAGCCCUUUAAAUGCGGGGAGUGCGGGAAAGCCUUUAACUGCGGUUCCAAUCUCCUGAAGCAUCAGAAGACACACACCGGAGAGAAGCCCUAUGAGUGUAAGGAAUGUGGGAAAGCCUUUGCCUACAGCUCCUGCCUCAUCCGACAUCGCAAGCGCCACCCACGGAAGAAGCACUGAGCGUGGGGAAGCUGCCUGAACCUUCCUGGUGGGCAUGCUC
Galeopterus variegatus (Sunda flying lemur) is the source of this 905-nucleotide messenger RNA. It is a transcript of the gene ZFP41, whose product is annotated as ZFP41 zinc finger protein. The transcript has 2 exons. Gene Ontology annotation, molecular function: RNA polymerase II cis-regulatory region sequence-specific DNA binding; DNA-binding transcription factor activity, RNA polymerase II-specific. The record is from RefSeq and is a predicted model, not a curated record. Bases 269 to 865 code for a protein of 198 amino acids. Gene Ontology annotation, biological process: regulation of transcription by RNA polymerase II. Lineage: Eukaryota; Metazoa; Chordata; Mammalia; Dermoptera; Cynocephalidae.